AUGGCGACUACCAAGGAUGAAAAGCAGCCCAAGUUUGAGGCUCCCGACGCUUCUGACUCGGGGUCUCAAGAGUUCAUCGAGAAUGCUGAUGGCCUGCAACGGCGCCUUAACAAUCGCCAGAUCCAGCUAAUUGCCAUCGGCGGCUCGAUUGGCACGGCUCUCUUCGUCAGCAUCGGAGGUGGACUUUCCACGGCCGGGCCAGGCAGCCUUUUCUUGGCAUACGCUCUGUACUCGAUAGUUCUGGGAUUGGUAAACAACUCUCUCGCAGAGAUGACAACCUUCAUGCCCGUAUCUGGAGGUUUCAUUCGACUCGCAGGCCACUGGGUCGAUGACGCCCUAGGAUUCAUGACUGGCUGGAAUUUUUUCAUCUAUGAAGCGCUGCUGAUUCCCUUCGAAAUCACGGCACUCAAUCUCGUCAUCUCUUUUUGGGACGAGAGCAUCACCAACCCGGGCCCUACUGCUGGCAUUUGCGCUGCGGUCAUCGUUUGCUAUGCUCUACUAAACGUCCUCGCUGUGAAGGCUUACGGUGAAGCAGAGUUUUACCUGUCCGGAGGAAAGGUGAUUCUCAUCAUGAUUCUCUUCUCUUUCACAUUCGUGACCAUGGUUGGCGGAAAUCCCACCCACGACGCCUACGGCUUCCGAUACUGGAACAAUCCUGGAGCCUUCGCCGAGUAUCACACACAAGGCGCCCUCGGUCGUUUUGAAGGUUUCUUGACUGCAUUAUGGAGCGCUUCUUUUGCCGUCGUCGGACCCGAGUAUAUUUCCAUGGUGGCCGCUGAAGCUCAACGACCUCGGAUCUACAUCAAGACCGCUUUCAAGACCAUUUACUUGCGCUUUGGAAUCUUCUUCAUGGGCAGUGCCUUGGCUGUCGGCAUCAUUCUUCCUUACAACGACAGCACAUUGUCCAAGCUCGUCAAUGGCGGAAAGGGCAGCGGCACUGCCGCGGCUUCGCCAUACGUCAUUGCAAUGCAAAACAUGGGAAUAUCCGUGCUACCCCAUAUCGUCAAUGCGCUGAUGAUGACGUCCAUUUUCUCUGCCGGUAACACAUACACCUACUGCGCAACUCGUUCGCUCUAUGGCUUGGCUCUUGAAGGUCGAGCUCCCCGGUUCUUGCGCAAGUGCACGAGCAAGGGUGUACCCAUCAAUGCAUUUUUGGUCGUCAUGUGCUUCCCGUUCCUGUCUUUCCUUCAGGUUGGAAACGGAUCUGCUGUCGUGCUUGACUGGCUGGUGACUCUGAUCACUGCCGGUGGAAUUAUCGACUACCUGGUCAUGUCAUUCACGUAUUUGUGCUUCUACAGAGCAUGCAAGGCCCAGGGCCUUGACCGCAAGACGUUGCCAUACGUCGGCUGGGGCCAGCCUUACUGCGCCAUCAUCGCUUUCGUGAUCCAGCUCAUGGUUGUGGGGGGUUACGGAUACAUGUCUUUCAUACCCUGGGACGUCAAGAGCUUUUUCCGCAAUUACACCAUGCAGAUUCUGGCGCCCGUUCUCUUCAUCUUCUGGAAGGUUGUGAAGCGCACUAAAUUCAUCCGGCCCAGCGAAGUUGAUCUUGUAUGGCAGCGACCAACGAUUGACGCUUAUGAAGCAAACCUUAUCGAGCCUCCCACUAAAUUCUGGACUGAGAUGCUGCAAAUGUUCCGCAUCAAGCGCAAGGAGAGCCCAGUCACAGUUCACGUGUAA
Messenger RNA from Trichoderma atroviride IMI 206040, 1677 nucleotides. RefSeq lists its product as uncharacterized. Gene Ontology annotation, biological process: amino acid transmembrane transport. The record is from RefSeq and is a predicted model, not a curated record. NCBI's taxonomy places the organism in Eukaryota, Fungi, Ascomycota, Sordariomycetes, Hypocreales, Hypocreaceae. Gene Ontology annotation, cellular component: membrane. Gene Ontology annotation, molecular function: amino acid transmembrane transporter activity.